GUCUAACAUUUAUGUGACAGUAAUAUAGCCAACUAUUAGAGGAUUUUAAAGAUACUCAAACAACGAUAGAGUGAUAGUGCAGCCUUUUACAAGUCUUUCAUGAAGUUAUAACUGUAGACACACCUGGUUUGCUCACGUUGUGACUUUUGUUGUUUGAACGUGGGUCUCACAUGUCGAUGUUGUGUUCUUUACACUACACGUUUAUCUUGCACAGUCAUAUAUAUCCGUGGAUCUAAUUAACUGUAUUUUCGGGUUUUUGUUACUUCCUAGAACUUCAAACAAUGAGUCAGGCUGGUGAAGAAAGUUCCAGUUCCAGUGACACAGAAUUGGAAAUCAAGAAGGAGCAGCCUAUCUGUGCUCUAGCUCCAACAGUUUAUAGCCGAGAUGAGGGAUCCACUGAUGUAACAGCAAGUCCUGCAUUUCGGUGUUUAGAUGAGCUAUUUUCCGCAGGAAAAAUCACAGGCACCAGAGUAGCUGAGCUGAAGGGAAAGUACACCCUGCUGCAUAAGACUGUGAUAAGUUUACAGGAAUCUGAGAUCCAGCUGUUGCAGGAAGCCAAACGUCUUAGUGUAGAACUGGACCAACAACAACAUGAACUGGAAAAAGCAGAACAGUUCCCUGAAGAAUCCUCCAGUGAAGUUUCCCGAAUAAGGCAACAACUUCUUAGUUGCCAGAAUGAAUACAAUGCUAUUAAAGAAAGAGAGUAUGAAAUUCAGUUCAAGAUGGAAUGUUUGCAAGAAGAAAAAAGGCUUCUGGAAAAUGAAUAUGAAAGAAUUCCAAAACAAAGGGAAGCAGAUAAGAAAAUUAAACAGCUGAAAGAAAAUUGUGAUGAGCUCUGCAAAGAAGUAAUCCAAAGAAAAGCAGAAAUUAAUGCAAUAAAGGAAGAUGUUUCAUCCAAGCAAAAGCUGAUAUUAACAGAUAAGAAAGAAAUGGAAAAGCUUGUGGAGAAGCAGGCUAAUUUAAAAGAUGAGCUAGUUAAGAUCCUUGGUGUUCCAGCACAACUUGGAAAAGAAACUGAGAAGAUGAAUCAGAAAAAAAUCGAUGCAGAGAAGAAGAAAGAAGCCCUUAAUGACCAAAUAGAAGAGUUGAAUGGUACCCUGAAAGUGAUUGAAAAAAGGACUGAAGAGAUUUUGCAAGAAAGAGAAAACGUAAUGAAGGAGUUGGAUGGGAAACAAAUUUUGCUAGAAAGCAAAGAACGAGAAUACAUUACUUUGACAAAAUUACUAGAAAUUAGCACAGAGAAGGAAUCAGCGGUCCUAUCAGACAGAGAAGCUCUGGAAGAGAAUUUAAAAAAAUGUGUCUUGGAGAAAAAAAAGCAACAUGAUAUUCUCAUUCACAAGCAAACACAGAAAGAGAGAGAACUGAGAAAUUUAAAAAAGAUGGAGUUACAACUGAAUAUGAUUUAUGAUUCCUUGGAACAAGAUAAGUCACAGCAUAAAAGACUCAAAUCAGAGGCAGAAGCUAUCCCUAAAAGUAAUGGAUUAUUAUUAGAAAGACGACAAGAACUGCAGAAGGAAAUUGAAAUGACCAAGAGAAGUUUAGCUGAACAGGAAAUGAUGUCAGAUACGGAUGCCCACAUGUUAGAAGAAUAUAUUGCUGAAGAAGGCCGGCUUUUCAAAGAGCAGGAAAAAUGCAGAGAUGACUUAUCCAGACUUGCACAUCUGACUUGGCUCAAAGUUGAAGAGAGGGACCAGAAAUCUAGGGAUGUUCAGAAAGCCCAGAUACAACUCCAAAAUAUUAUUAAAAAAAUAAAGAGAAAGGAUCUUGAAAUAAGAGAGUAUAAAAAAAGGAAAAGACGAAUCCAAAACCAACUCCAAGGAACUGCUAAAAUGUAUGAAGUUAUCCAAAAUGAAAGGAAUAAAUGUAUAAAUUUGGUGCAUGCUGCUCAGCAGAAAGCAAGUGAAAUUAAAAACCGGGUAAAAUUGCUAGGAAAUGAAAUAGAGAAUUUAAGGAAUACUGUUAUAACCAAGGAAAGAAAAUUGCAGAAACAACAUCUGAAGAAUACAAAUAAUGUAGCAAUUACAGACAGUCUCAAAAGUGAUUAUUGCAAAAUUGUACAAAUCAUGCAUGAGAUGAAAGAAAAGAAAAAGCAACGGUGUCUGGAUCUCGAGAGACUUACCAAUACGGUCACUCACAUCGAAGAGGAAAUUGUGCAGCUGCACAAAAAAUAUGAAAGGGCUAUUCAGGAACAAAAUGACAGUGGUCUUCUGCUCAGAGAUCGAGAAGAAGAACUAUGCAUUUUAUAUGAAAAAAUAAACAUGCAAGAGAUGUUGUGUAGAAACGGAGAUAUUGAGAUGCAGGUUAUGGAUGAAAAGAUCAGAUUUCUGAAGCUGAAGGUAGCUGAGAAAAAGAGACAGAUUAAAUUGUGGUUCCAAGCGCUCCCGGUGAAAAAUGCCCUGGACGCACAUCUGGUGGUACUUCAGAUACAGUAUUCCCAGUGCAAGGACAGGCUUAAACAGAUGGAGAAAGUCUUUGCUGAUCCUGCAAAUGAGAGUAGAAAGCGAGACUUGGGAGGGAAGGACCCAUCUCCACCUGAGCUGCUAAAAAAGAUUGAGCAGCUAGAGGUGGAGCUGGUGCAAAAGGAGGAGAAGUUGCUGGAGACGGAUCUUCUCUACAAGCACAUUUCCCGGCUGACAGACAGAAUCCGUGCCACAGCAGAGAACGGGAAGCAGGACACACUGCUGCUAGCUAAAAGGACAAAUGAACUGCAGAAGAAGAUAAAGGACAGAACCCAGAAGAUAAUGGCUUUUGUUGCAGAGUUAUCCAUGAAGCAAGCACUUGCCAUUAAACUCCAGCAGGAAGUGAGAGACAAAGAGCAAUUUUUGAUGACUCUUUCAUCAAGGAUAGAUCAAGGCCUUCCCCCUCCUAAAGAAACAGAAAAUGAAUGGUUGAAGAUAUUACGCAACGAGAAGAUGCAAAAAGAAGCAGCUGAAGCCAGAGCUGAACAUGCAGCAGCAGAGGAACAAGCUGCAGCGCCCAGCUAUGUCCACACGACAGCGGAACAACGCCCAACUGCCUACAUCCCAGAUGACGAAUACAGUCUCCCAUUGCCGCGGCCCUACGGCGCUCUGGCUCCUUUCAAACCAAGUGAACCUGGUUCAAAUAUGAGACAUUUCAGAAAACCUGUUGUAAAGCCAAUUGAAAUCUGACCAGACAGCACCUAAAGCAGGAGAGGCCAUUACUGGUUGCUGAAUCUCUAGGGUCAGUAGCAUUUACACUGCACUGAAGGAAUGUCCACUAGUGUUUAGCCAAAUUCCGUAUUAAAAACAAAAGUAGUUGUCAAUGCCAGAAGCAUAGCUAAAUAGUCAGUGAUUCAAGUUCCCUUCUCCUGACUAGGAGGAGCCUGGUAUCCCAAAUGGCAGUGCAGUAUUUUAAAAUAUUAAGAAAAAUGAGUGAUCAUUGUACUACGCUUACUUUUUUUUUUUGCAGGUGAAGUUUUAUUGCAUCUGAUUAUAUUUAAUAAUACAUUUCAUUAAGAAAAGGCUAGAAAAAUCUUCUCUUGUUAUUAAUAUAAUACGAACAAAGUCCCCAGUGCUUAUACAAAUACACCACCAUAGCUUUCUGCAGUCUGGGACUGGAGUUGACGCUUGCCAGACAAAUUCUAAUUAUAUUGAGAAAAAUACUCCUUCCCUCUAUGCAGUUAUUGAGAAAGCUAAAACUCUUGCUCAGCUGAUGGCAAUGACAGGGGAAUGACCAUGAACUUGCUGAGUCACUCCUGAGAACUGGAUCUUUUUAUUUCACUGGUAAGGAACUGGAAGCAUCAAUGGAAACUGCUCAGAGAGAAUAUCAGAGGUUGCUAUUGAAAACCUCCAAAAAUCUGUAUCAAAUUGUCAAUGAGUUUCACUAGUUUAAUAGUCUGAAACUUUGACAGAGGUGGUUUUAAAUCCAAUAAAGACUGCAGAAACCCUACAUGUCAGAACUUAAGAUUUUCUCUGCAUAGCAAACCACUAUUAUUACUAUUUUAAAUGAAUGUCACAGUUGAGAAUGUAAAAAAACAACCCAAACAAUACUGGUUCAGUUAUACAUAAAUAAAAGUCGAAAAUGAAGGAAAA
Molecule: messenger RNA, 4052 nt
Organism: Harpia harpyja (harpy eagle)
Lineage: Eukaryota; Metazoa; Chordata; Aves; Accipitriformes; Accipitridae
Gene: CCDC146
Product: coiled-coil domain containing 146
Exons: 18
Coding region: 282-3149 (955 amino acids)
Cellular component (GO): cytoskeleton
Source: RefSeq, a predicted model, not a curated record